Messenger RNA from Phragmites australis (common reed), 814 nucleotides. RefSeq names its product signal recognition particle 14 kDa protein-like. The record is from RefSeq and is a predicted model, not a curated record. The transcript is spliced from 4 exons. The coding region runs from base 143 to 538 and encodes 131 amino acids. Gene Ontology annotation, biological process: SRP-dependent cotranslational protein targeting to membrane. Gene Ontology annotation, cellular component: signal recognition particle, endoplasmic reticulum targeting. Gene Ontology annotation, molecular function: endoplasmic reticulum signal sequence receptor activity; 7S RNA binding. Lineage: Eukaryota; Viridiplantae; Streptophyta; Magnoliopsida; Poales; Poaceae.
CACCGUCGAUCCUUUCCUAUUUCCCCCUACCCUAGUUCCCUUUCCCUUCUCGUCUUCCACGGUUCCACCCCGAAAGCACCGGAAGAGCAGAGCAACGCUAGAGUGGGGAACUGCUCUCUCUGCGAUCGCGAGGUCUCUCAAAAUGGUGCUGCUGCAACCAGAUCGGUUCCUGAGCGAGCUGACGAGCAUGUACGAGCGGAGCACGGAGAAGGGCUCCGUGUGGGUCACCAUGAAGCGAUCGUCGCUCAAGGGCAAGGCGCAGUUGCAGAAGAUGGAGAAGAAGGGACAGGAGGUGGAGUACCGGUGCCUCGUCCGCGCAUCCGAUGGCAAGAAGAGCAUCUCCACCUCGCUCUCUCUGAAGGAGUACCUGAAAUUCCAAGCUUCAUACGCAACAGUUCUUAAGGCCCAUAUGCAUGCCUUGAAGAAAAGGGAGAGGAAAGACAGAAAGAAGGCUGCUGAGGCUGAGAAGGUACCUGAGAACGCACCCAAGAAACAGAAGAAAGCGUCUUCAAAGAAGUCCUCAGGGUCCAAGUCGUGAGUAAUAACCAGGAUACACUGUGCCUUCUUUUUUCUACAGCCAGACUAAUCUGAGUUUCGUCAAGAUCUUAUCAUCCGUUUUACUCGUAUUCAUGUCUGGGAGGUGAAGCCUGUGAAUACCUACCUAUAUAGAGCUGUGCAUCGAUUCUAACAUUUUUGAAGCAGCGUUUUGAUCUAAAUGUGUGUUUUUAUCUGAUCGGCAUCAAAGAGAAGACGUGCCCUUUGAACUGCAAGGAUCUGAUCUUAAAUUCUGGUGCAAUUUGCUAUGGUUCAUUGA